AUGGCGGUUAGUGAUUGGAGGGGAAGUCAUUCGAGCCCAGAAGAGCAUCAUGAUGAUCCCAGAGAAGUGAUUGGCGUAUUCUUCCCAUUUCUGUCUAUCUUCCUGUCUCUUCUUGUUGCAAUUGAUGAUCAAAGAAAACCAACUACCAGCUAUGUUAUCAGUGUCCAUAAGAAGGUUGUUGAGGUUUCAACCUCGAAAACAAGCAAGCACGGUCAAAGUGUCACUUUGUGGCGAUCGAUAUCUUCAAUUCAAAGAAGCUUGAAGAUAUUGUGCCUUACUCUCAUAACUGUGAUGUUCCUUAUGUUAACCGCACUGACUAUCAUAGACAUAUCUGAGGAUGGCUUUGUGAAUCUUUUGACUGAAAAUGGAAACACCAAAGAUGGAUAA
Messenger RNA from Asparagus officinalis (garden asparagus), 387 nucleotides. RefSeq names its product eukaryotic translation initiation factor 5A-1-like. The transcript has 5 exons. The record is from RefSeq and is a predicted model, not a curated record. Lineage: Eukaryota; Viridiplantae; Streptophyta; Magnoliopsida; Asparagales; Asparagaceae. The coding region runs from base 1 to 387 and encodes 128 amino acids.